This is a messenger RNA of Hyaena hyaena (striped hyena), 1392 nucleotides long. RefSeq names its product sarcoglycan gamma (gene SGCG). The transcript has 7 exons. The record is from RefSeq and is a predicted model, not a curated record. Bases 60 to 815 code for a protein of 251 amino acids. Gene Ontology annotation, biological process: cardiac muscle tissue development; heart contraction. Lineage: Eukaryota; Metazoa; Chordata; Mammalia; Carnivora; Hyaenidae. Gene Ontology annotation, cellular component: sarcolemma; sarcoglycan complex.
CUGCUCUGGCUGGGGCGGAGGGCAGCUACUGCCCGCCUGCACUUUCUGGAACGUCUAAGAUGGUGCGAGAACAGUACAUUACAGCCACGGAAGGCACCCACAUAGAGAGGCCAGAGAACCAGUGUGUCUACAAAGUUGGCAUUUAUGGCUGGAGGAAACGUUGCCUCUACUUAUUUGUUCUCCUUUUGCUCAUCAUCCUCCUUGUGAAUCUUGCUCUUACAAUUUGGAUUCUUAAAGUGAUGUGGUUUUCCCCAACAGGAAUGGGUCACUUGCGUGUUACCAGAGAUGGUCUUCGCCUAGAAGGGGAGUCAGAAUUUUUAUUCCCAUUGUACGCCAAAGAAAUACACUCCAGAGUGGACUCCUCCCUGCUUCUGCAGUCAACUCAGAACGUGACCGUCAACGCACGCAACUCUGCAGGGGAGGUCACGGGCAGGUUAAAAGUGGGGCCUGAAGGCGCUCUUUUUGAACAUUCAGUGGAGACCCCACUCGUAAGAGCCGACCCAUUUCAGGACCUGAGAUUAGAGUCUCCCACACGGAGUCUAAGCAUGGAUGCCCCAAAGGGUGUUCAUAUUAAAGCUCAUGCUGGGAAAAUCGAGGCCCUUUCUCAAAUGGAUAUCGUUUUUCAAAGUAGUGAUGGAAUGGUUGUGCUCGAUGCUGAAACCGUGUGUUUACCCAAGUUGGUUCAGGGAACUCAGGGCUCUCCCGGCAGCUCACAAGAACUCUAUGAAAUUUGUGCGUGUCCAGAUGGGAAGCUCUACCUGUCAGUGGCUGGCAUGGGUACCACGUGCCAUGAAAACAGUCACGUCUGUCCCUAAACCACCUGCAUCUUCCACAGAGCACCUGCGUUGUGUCAGUGAGCUUUACAGUUCCCACCUCAAGCCUUCACGCUAAGUGACUUGACAUCCUAUAAAACCAAGAUGGCGAAUGGGAAGUUGGAGGACAGAAAGUGUGCCGAUGAACGUGUUGUGAUGAAACUACGUGGCCUCAGAAUACUGUGUACCUAUUAGACACGGAAGUCUAGCAAGAGCACAAAAAAGAAACGUGAUUAUUCCACUACAUUUAUUUUCAUCAGAACACUUGUGACUUUCCUUUCAUGUAGAUAGUCUACAAUGAAAUAUUGAAUUGCUGUGUGGAAUUAAUUUAUGCUGUUCAGUGGUGAAUAUCUAACUCUCCAUGGAGGCAGCAUGGGUCUCAAUGCCCCUUGAAGUCAAUGUGGUGUUCCCAUUAUAUCACUCAGACCCACACUCUCAUUUUAAUGCAAAGUAUGUCAGGCCUCACAAGAAAAUCUUCAGGUUUUGAGGGGACUUAGGUGGAUGUGAUUUUCGACAUGUAGUCAAAGGAAUAAAUUACACAAAAUCAAUCAUGUUUUCUUUACAUAGUCAAUAAGCAAUA